UCGACUCAUAUAACUACUCAGGAUUCGAUUCACAUAGUCUAAUAUACGAACACUUACGAUAAAGCAAAAUGAGUUUCAUCGCUGGCUUCCUUCUGUUUUCGCUGAUCGCUUCUAGCCAGUCGAUGGUAUGUUUCCAAGGGAUUUGUGACAAUAUUCAAAAGCCCGUGGAACACUGCAAAGGCACCACUAUAAAAAAUGGCGGAUUUUGUGGAUGUUACGACGUCUGUGCGAAGCAAGAAGGGGAUGAGUGUGAUGCAGAAGCUGUAAGAGACCGACUGCCCCUGGGGAAGUGUGACGUUGGUCUCACCUGCCAGGCUCAAUCCAAUAUGAUGUUUGGCUCAGGCAAAUGCGUGAAAAACACCAAACAAGCAGCUCGAGAAACCCAUACCGUAUGCCAGCAGCGCCGAAUGCAGUCUAUGAUAUCGAUGGUUGUGUAUCGCGGUCAGUGGUUCCCAAAGUGCGAUGAGGAGGGCCUCUUUAUGCCGGAACAAUGUGACAACACAGGAAUGUGCUUUUGUGUGGACAUUCAUAGCGGAGCGGUGCAUCAGGAGACGAAGGUUCAAGGAUCAGCCAACUGCAUGCCUACAACUGUGGCACCUUAAACAGCAUGUCUUGAAUAUACAUUUUUUGUGCAAUACGCGUGCAAUAAAUGUAGUCAAAACA
Dreissena polymorpha is the source of this 663-nucleotide messenger RNA. RefSeq lists its product as uncharacterized. The transcript is spliced from 4 exons. The coding region runs from base 69 to 602 and encodes 177 amino acids. Lineage: Eukaryota; Metazoa; Mollusca; Bivalvia; Myida; Dreissenidae. The record is from RefSeq and is a predicted model, not a curated record.